AAUAUUUUCCAGUGACGUCAUGUCGGUGUGAAACGUGUUCGAUGCUAAACCCUCCCCUUCAUGUCACAUAAAAAGUGUAUCACGAGCUGAAAACUUUCCAUUCGAUCGAACCAAUCGCUGCUCGUAUGUCCUUUCAUGGUAAAGUACAUCUAGUCAUGAACACGGAAAUACGCAGCAAAGACCCAGCUACUCUCUGACAGUCACCAUCACACCAUCAGACCAUCAGAUGUACGGGCUGUGUGUUUCUCUCAUCACUCUCUUGUGUGCUGUUUCCUCCAGUCAGGAUGGGAUCUCUGCAGCAGAGGUGGAGCUGAGAGUCAGACCAGGAGACAAUGUUGUUCUUCAUUGUGACAUCAAAAACCAUCUGGUAACAGAUUGGCACAGAACCAGCUCCGUUGGGAACGGGAGUCAUUUCAGAAUUUCCAAAUCCAAUCCUGUCCGUCGAUUCUAUUUCCUGUGGCGUUCUCAACAGUUCUAUGAUCUACUGAUAACUAACGUCUCUGAAUCUGACCUGGGACUCUACUACUGUGGGAGCUGGCAGAAACUGGUGGUGAACAAGGAAGGGUUUCUCCAUGACACAGGAAAAGAUGUCUACUAUCAUGGAAAUGUCAUCACCAGACUUUCAUUUGAAACCAGCCCUCCUGAGUCCUCCUCCUCCCCUGAUGUAGACUGUGGUCUGUGUUGGAUGUUGCUGUUCAGCCUGUGUCCUGUGUCUGCUCUCCUCUCCUCUCUCCUCUACUCCACCUGUGUCUACUCCUUCUGCAGAACAACAGCUCCAACUGAGACUCAGGUUCCUCUGAACAGGACGACCACCAGGGGAAGUGACAGCAGAGAGCAGACUAAAGUCAGAUACCUACGCAUCCAUUAAAUCCAGCAUUAUGAGACCGAAACUAAUCCAUCAAUACCAGCAGUGUGAGACCUAUACCAGCUAUCAAUACCAGCAGUGUGAGACCUAUACCAGCCAUCAAUACCAGCAGUGUGAGACCUAUACCAGCCAUCAAUACCAUCAGAGUGAGACCUAUACCAGCCAUCAAUACCAUCAGAGUGAGACCUAUACAAGCUAUCAAUACCAGCAGUGUGAGACCUAUACAAGCUAUCAAUACCAGCAGUGUGAGACCUAUACCAGCAGAGUGAGACUUUAACCAGCUUUCAAAACCAAUACCAGCCUUCAAAGCCAGCAGAGUAAGACCAAUACCAGCCAUCAAUACCAUCAGAGUGAGAGACCAAUACCAGCCAUCAAUACCAGCAGAGUGAGAGACCAAUACCAGCCAUCAAUACCAGCAGAGUGAGACCUAUACCAGCCAUCAAUACCAGCAGAGUGAGAGACCAAUACCAGCCAUCAAUACCAUCAGAGUGAGAGACCAAUACCAGCCAUCAAUACCAUCAGAGUGAGAGACCAAUACCAGCCAUCAAUACCAUCAGAGUGAGAGACCAAUACCAGCCAUCAAUACCAGCAGAGUGUGAGACCUAUACCAGCCAUCAAUACCAGCAGAGUGAGACCAAUACCAGCCAUCAAUACUAUCAGAGUGUGAGACCUAUACCAGCCAUCAAUACCAUCAGAGUGUGAGACCUAUACCAGCCAUCAAUACCAGCAGAGUGUGAGACCUAUACCAGCCAUCAAUACCAGCAGAGUGAGACCAAUACCAGUCAUCAAUACCAGCAGAGUGUGAGACCUAUACCAGUCAUCAAUACCAGCAGAGUGAGACCUAUACCAGCCAUCAAUACCAGCGGUGUGAUACUUAUACCAGCCAUCAAUACCAGCAGAGUGAGACCUAUACCAGCCAUCAAUACCAGCAGAGUGUGAGACCUAUACCAUCCAUCAAUACCAGCAGAGAGUGAGAUCUAUACCAGCCAUCAAUACCAGCAGAGUGUGAGACCUAUACCAUCCAUCAAUACCAGCAGAGAGUGAGAUCUAUACCAGCCAUCAAUACCAGCAGAGUGUGAGACCUAUACCAUCCAUCAAUACCAGCAGAGUGAGACCUAUACCAUCCAUCAAUAUCAGCAGAGUGAGACCUAUACCAGCCAUCAAUACCAGCAGUGUGAGAUCUAUACCAGCCAUCAAUACCAGCAGAGUGUGAGACCUAUACCAGCCAUCAAUACCAGCAGAGUAAGACCUAUACCAGCCAUCAAUACCAGCAGAGUGUGAGACCUAUACCAUCCAUCAAUACCAGCAGAGUGAGACCUACACCAGCCAUCAAUACCAGCAGAGUGUGAGACCUAUACCAGUCAAAAAUACCAUCAGAGUGAGACCUAUACCAGCCAUCAAUGCCAGCGGUGUGAUACUUAUACCAGCCAUCAAUACCAGCAGAGUGAGACCUAUACCAGCCAUCAAUGCUUGCAGAGUGUGAGACCUAUACCAUCCAUCAAUACCAGCAGAUUGAGACCUAUACCAUCCAUCAUUACCAGCAGAGAGUGAGAUCUAUACCAGCCAUCAAUACCAGCAGAGUAAGACCUAUACCAGCCAUCAAUACCAGCAGAGUGAGACCUAUACCAUCCAUCAAUAUCAGCAGAGUGAGACCUAUACCAGCCAUCAAUACCAGCAGAGUGUGAGACCUAUACCAUCCAUCAAUUCCAGCAGAGUGAGACCUAUACCAGCCAUCAAUACCAGCAGUGAGACCUGUACCUCAAAUAAUAACAAUUGGACUCUGAAUGACAGCACCAUGGCAACAACAACAGGAAGUUCGUGUGGGUUUCCUGUGUACUGAUUGUGUCUUCUCAGCCAAUCAGUGACCAGCUCUUAUAUGAGUACUGUAAUGCCAACAUCAUAAUAUCAGAUUAUCAACAUUAGUAGUGGUCAAUGUAUGUAUAUGAGUAUAUAUAAAUAAUGUUGAUAUGUGGGAGUGUUUGACCAUAUGAUUACCUAUAAUGUAUUGUCCUAUACAGAAUGUGUGAUUGUGAUUUACUCAACUAGUGCUUCUGCUCUGUAGCAGAGGGGUUAUGGGAGGCCUGGGCUUUAGGUCUUAGGGGAGGUCUGAGGGGUUAAGAGCUCUGUUUCUCUGGUUAACCUCCAGAGCUCUGUUUCUCUGGUUACCUCCAGAUCUCUGUUUCUCUGGUUAACCUCCAGAUAUCUGUUUCUCUGGUUACCUCCAGAGCUCUGUUUCUCUGGUUAACCUCCAGAUCUCUGUUUCUCUGGUUAACCUCCAGAGCUCUGUUUCUCUGGUUAGCCUCCUGAGCUCUGUUUCUCUGGUUAACCUCCAGAUCUCUGUUUCUCUGGUUAACCUCCAGAGCUCUGUUUCUCUGGUUACCUCUAGAGCUCUGUUUCUCUGGUUAACCUCCAGAUCUCUGUUUCUCUGGUUAACCUCCAGAUCUCUGUUUCUCUGGUUAACCUCCAGAUCUCUGUUUAUCUGGUUAACCUCCAGAUCUCUGUUUCUCUGGUUAACCUCCAGAGCUCUGUUUCUCUGGUUAACCUCCAGAUCUCUGUUUCUCUGGUUAACCUCCAGAUCUCUGUUUCUCUGGUUAACCUCCAGAUCUCUGUUUCUCUGGUUAACCUCCAGAUCUCUGUUUCUCUGGUUAACCUCCAGAUCUCUGUUUCUCUGGUUACCUCCAGAUCUCUGUUUCUCUGGUUAACCUCCAGAUCUCUGUUUCUCUGGUUAACCUCCAGAUCUCUGUUUCUCUGGUUACCUCCAGAUCUCUGUUUCUCUGGUUAACCUCCAGAUCUCGGUUUCUCUGGUUAACCUCCAGAGCUCUGUUUCUCUGGUUAACCUCCAGAUAUCUGUUUCUCUGGUUAACCUCCAGAUCUCUGUUUCUCUGGUUACCUCCAGAUCUCUGUUUCUCUGGUUAACCUCCAGAGCUCUGUUUUUGCUCCUCUAAGUAAAUCUAAGGAAGGAAUGGAAUUAAGAAUAUAUACAUAUAUGAAUGAGAGAUCUUUUAACACAACAUUUCAAGUGUUAACUCAACUUUUUGUGUCUUCUUUUACAAUGUCAUUUGUAUUCACCAUUUGAACAUGUCUACAUUUUAUUGGUAUGGAUUUACUAUGUUGGAUUGAGCUACUAGUGUUAAUGUCUGAUUUAUAGUUGGUGAAUAUACCUGUAAUAAAUAUCUUUUUGGAAUAAAAUUAAGUUUUUCAGAGAUUAUAA
Molecule: messenger RNA, 4076 nt
Organism: Oncorhynchus nerka (sockeye salmon)
Lineage: Eukaryota; Metazoa; Chordata; Actinopteri; Salmoniformes; Salmonidae
Exons: 5
Coding region: 227-868 (213 amino acids)
Source: RefSeq, a predicted model, not a curated record